Molecule: messenger RNA, 815 nt
Organism: Papilio polytes (common Mormon)
Lineage: Eukaryota; Metazoa; Arthropoda; Insecta; Lepidoptera; Papilionidae
Gene: Vps13D
Product: vacuolar protein sorting-associated protein 13D
Exons: 5
Coding region: 225-815 (196 amino acids)
Biological process (GO): protein retention in Golgi apparatus; protein targeting to vacuole; mitochondrion organization
Cellular component (GO): extrinsic component of membrane
Source: RefSeq, a predicted model, not a curated record
UGACUUUUAUGAGACAUGUCAAUAAAGGAAAACAAAACCAUUCGUAGAAGUGGAGAAGUAUGAAGUAGUGAAUUUAACAAGAUUUAAUGAAGUAUUACACAAAAAAAAACUUUCUAUCUAUCAUAUUUAAUUUUUAAGAAUAAAUGUCUCACAGUAAAAUAUUUGAUAUAGUAUUAUUAAGAAGAGGACCGUAGCAAACGAACGUUGUAACUUGACCAUGCACGAUGUUGGAGGGCCUCGUAGCUUGGGUAUUGAACAAUUACCUCGGGAAAUAUGUGGAGAACUUGAAUACGGAUCAGCUAAGCGUAGCCUUAUUGUCUGGCAAAGUAGAACUAGAGAAUCUACCUUUGAAGAAAGAUGCUUUGCGUCACCUGGGUCUACCUGUGGAGAUCAAGGCGGGGUUCAUUGGCAAGGUGCAGCUUCAGGUUCCAGUUCGUCAGAUCCGCUCCGCACCCUGGCUCAUUGCCAUUGAAAACCUUUAUCUGGUUGCUGCUCCAGUCAACCUAGAUGAGUGGGACAGCGUGCUGGAGGCGCACAUUGCGCACGAGCGCAAGACGGCUCUACUGGAUGCGCUGGAGGCGCAGUGGCGCGCGGAGCACGAGGCGCGCGAUGCCGGAUACUACGCCGCUUCCUAUUCCUCCUGGCUCAGCUACGGGACGGGCCUGCUCGCCAACAUCGUGGAGAAUCUGCAGCUAAAGUUGACCGAUGUGCACAUCCGGUACGAGGACGCGGUGACGUGCGCGCCCCAGACGUUCGCGUGCGGGCUCACGGUGCAGUCGUUGCCAAAAGUCGAUGAUGCUAACCCUGUUGGCUAA